Mus caroli (Ryukyu mouse) is the source of this 2284-nucleotide messenger RNA. RefSeq names its product La ribonucleoprotein 1B (gene Larp1b). Gene Ontology annotation, cellular component: cytosol; cytoplasmic stress granule. The record is from RefSeq and is a predicted model, not a curated record. Gene Ontology annotation, molecular function: RNA binding. Gene Ontology annotation, biological process: positive regulation of translation. NCBI's taxonomy places the organism in Eukaryota, Metazoa, Chordata, Mammalia, Rodentia, Muridae.
CGUGUGGAGAGAGGGGCGGCCGGGCUCCCUGGACCCGGACGGCCCCCGGCUGGGCAGGAGGCUGGGGCCAGGGGCCGGCCAUGUCCGCUCGCGCCCCGGUGCCCGCCGCUGCCACCCGGGAGGACCCGCCCGCCGUGGCCGGAGACCGGGACGCGCUGUUGGCAGCGACGAGCCGGCGGGCGGNGCAGCCGGCGCCCGGCGAGCGGGAGGGCAAGGANNCGAGGGAGGAGCGGGCNGCGGCCGCCACCAGCGCGGGUGCGCGGGGAGAGCCGUCGCCGGCGCUCGUGCUGGGACACAGCGUGCCGCAAGCGGCCGUGCCCGUGAGGCCGCUGGCGCUGCACCUGGCGCACAAGGCGCGUGCGCCCGGGGGUCCCUUCGGCGGGGAGGCUCCGCCGCUGCCGCCGCCGCCUCCGCCGCCGCCGCCACCACCACCACCAACGCCGCUGCCGCCGCCAGCACCGCGGGACCCACCGGAGGACGCCCGCGAGGACCCAGCGGCAGCCGGCCCCGAGGACAAGCCGCCGCCGCCUCCGCCAAAGGGGAACCCGUGGAUCAAGAAGCUGCCGCAGCACCUGUCCAACGUGGGCACCGGCGUGCCGCCGCCGGCUCAGGACUCCCCGGAGGCCGAACUCAGUUCCCCCAAAAUUAUAAAAGCGGGAAAACUCAAGACAAAGAAAUCCAACAAGGCUAGUGACUUCAGUGAUAUGGCAAACUGGCCAACACCAGGUGAAUUGGUUAACACGGGGUCUCAGAGUGUUAUCAACCAAGGAAAUAAAAAGCCACAAAUUAGAAAAGAAAAAGAAGAGAAGAUUGAAAAAAGAAGCAACAGUGAGAGCAAAGAGAACCGGGAAGCAAAACUAGAUGGUCCUACUGAGAACAUCAGCGAGGAUGAGGCUCAGUCAAGCAGCCAGAGGAAGAGAGCUAAUAAGCACAAAUGGGUACCACUCCACUUAGAUGAUGUGAGACCAGACAGCCAGGAAAGACCUGGGUCCCGGAACAGCUCUAGAUGUCAACCUGAAGCAAAUAAACCAACGCACAGUAAUAGGAAAAGUGAUACACGAAGUUGGAGACGGGAGAGAGAAAAGAGAGAUGAUCAAGAUGAAGUAUCCAGUGUGAGAAGUGAGGGUGGUACCAUCCGAGGUUCCACUAGAGGUCGGGGAAGAGGCCGGGGCCGAGGAAGAGGCCGAGGUCGAGGAAACCCUAGAUUGAACUUUGAUUAUUCAUAUGGUUAUCGAGAGCCGGGGGAAAGGACUGAGCAGCCAUUGCCUACGGAGAUUAAUGCCAGCAUGAUGUUUUACUAUGAUGAUGGCACAGGUGUGCGCGUGUAUCCUGUAGAAGAAACACUGCUUAAAGAGUACAUUAAGCGCCAAAUUGAGUAUUACUUCAGCACAGAGAACUUGGAACGGGACUUCUUUCUUCGAAGAAAGAUGGAUGAGCAGGGGUUCCUGCCCAUUUCCCUGAUUGCUGGUUUUCACCGUGUGCAGGCUCUCACCACAAACCUUAAUCUCAUCUUGGAGGCACUUAAGGACAGCACAGAAGUAGAAAUCGUGGAUGAGAAAAUGAGGAAGAAGAUAGAACCAGAAAAAUGGCCAAUUCCAGGCCCUCCUCCACGAAAUGUGCCACAAACAGACUUCUCUCAGUUGAUUGAUUGUCCGGAGUUCAUACCUGGCCAGGCCUUUGGCUCCCACACAGUCAGGGUGAUGAUCUACUGAUGCUCUUGGAUGUCAUAUGAUCGGAAUAUACAGUGGAGUAGGUGACUCCCUGAAAUACCAUGUAAAUAUGAGAGCAAAUCGUGCUGCAGAAGUGAGCGUGACCACACUGUCUUCUGUGCAAGAAUGUCUACGCCCACCCACCCCCUUGUGGAGAAGGUUGGGCCAGCCUGCAGUGGAGAAAACCACCUUUACCAUAAUGAUGUGAGACAGACCGGAGGACUGCGGUUACUGUAGGGGCUUCUCCUUUCUAUGUCAUUAGCUUAGGCUGCACGGGCUACUUCAUUCAUGGUGGGAAAGUUAAUUGUUAUCAUUGGGGAAAUACUGCAAAUUUUAUCUUUUGUUUCCAGGCAUUUAUACUUUGCCCAGAUCAAUAAAGCAGAAAAAGAGAGGAUUGAGUAGCAUUUCCAAAAUUGUUAGGUCCUUUGCUAUCUGACUUGCUCUUUAAUAUAGUAUACUUUGCAUAACUCACAUGUUGUCAUUUUUCACAUGUACUAUAAGAUGUAUUAAUGUGAAUACUUAAGGGGUAAGAAAUUUAAGUUAAAUAAAUAAGGGCAUUUUUCCUUUAUGCUUCA